Acanthoscelides obtectus is the source of this 5487-nucleotide messenger RNA. The record is from the annotation of a GenBank genome assembly. Lineage: Eukaryota; Metazoa; Arthropoda; Insecta; Coleoptera; Chrysomelidae.
UUUAUGAACGAUCGCUCAUCUGAUAACUAUAUGUCGAAUUUCCCACCGUCCUUCUAACCCCCACCCUUAUCCCGAUCAAUACCACUUGUGUACACGACGCGGAGUCCUCGCGGCCCCCAUCCAUGAGAGUCAGUACGCGCGCGAUGGCCGCCGUAGCCCAGAUGGUGGCUGUGUCGUGUUCGAGGAGCUGCUCGUCAUGCCGCCCCGAUGAGUUCGCCGCCCCCCGCAGCAGCAGCGGAGGAUGCCGCCGCGGCGGAGCGGCCCCCCUCAUCGCAGCAGCCGUUGCCGCCCCCGGGCCCCAAGAAUACGGCGCCCCCCAAUACCGCUGACCGACACAGGAGGCGGCACGGCCUGCAGCCACCGUUGCAUCCGCUGCAGCUGGUCGGCUGGUUGGCACUAGCCGCCCUAUCCACAGGUGCGUUCGUGGUCCAGGUGCCGGCGCUGCCCCCCGCCUUCCAACCGGCUUUAACUGCCGCCCUUUCAGCAGUGCUGCUCGUCCAUUUGGCCGCUCACCUGGCUGCCGCCCUUGUCGAUCCUGCAGAAGAGGAAUUGAGGAAGAGGAGGUCCGUUGAGGUCUCGCAACUAGAUAGACAGAAGCACCUUCACGCGAUAGAACAAGGUCGUUGCCACCUGUGCGACAUCUGGGUGACCGGUCGUCGUACUAAGCACUGCGGCUACUGCAACAAGUGCGUCGCUGGGUUCGACCAUCACUGCAAGUGGUUGAAUCAGUGCGUGGGUUCCAGGAACUACGCGCCGUUCGUGAUGUGCGUGGCUAGUGCUAUGGCGGCGUCAGCGACCGUGGCUGCAUUGGCUGUGGCUCAGCUUGUGGUGGGGAGGACGCAUGCUGUUUUAGUGCAGCAAGAUGUUAAGGACCCAAUAAGCGGCUUCUUUGAUCCAUCCAACACCACUUCAUCCGGAACAAGUACCCUACCUCCCUCCUCUUCUCUACCAUCUAGCGACGCUGCUUUUCUAGCAGUGGUGGCUGCGUUGGGCCUCCUAGCAGCUAUCACCGCAGGGCUUCUACUUCACCUGUGCUUCUUCCACAUUUACAUCAGUUUCUUGGGUCUGACGACUUACGAGUACAUCCGGCAACAACGCACGCAGCCGGUUGCGGCUCAGGUGGCCAAGGACGAAGAAGGAGGAGAAGAAAGGGGCGGAGCUAAUGCAGUAGGCGGGACUGGAUUGAGGCAUCGACCGGUGAAUUUGAGGUGUGGGGAGGAACGCACCCGGACUACAUUCUUCACUUGCGCCGUCUUAGAGGAGACAUUCUCUGGGUGCGGUGGUAAGGAGGGUGCAGAACCAACCCCAACACCCCCCAGUACCCCGCAAGACUGUCAAUUGUGCGCUGUGAUUGGCGGAAACGCUGUGGCCCCGGAAACACUCAAGACCAAGACUGCCAAACCUCAACCGAAGAAGAAACGAUGGAAUUGUUGUGUCUCGGUGCCGGAUAGUCCUGAUGAUCCGCAUAGUCCGACAGAACCUAGAUGCCUAAUAUCUCUUUGCCGCCACAAAGCCAAAACCAAAGGACUGCCAGCGUUAGAAGGUCGAGCCCAUAGGACUCAUGGCCAUUGGUCUAGUGCCAAGCUUAGGAUGCUCUUUCGAAUAUUAGGCAACCUAGGUCAGACAAAACGUCGUCCGUCCCACCCCCAACCACCUACACCUCCGUCCUCAGCUAGGGGCAACCAAGUGGCUCCUUCCAACGGUACCGCCCUGGAACCCAGUAGCGGUGUGCAGACAGUGAGUAAUCUGGUGCCAGUGCCGUGCUACCCGGAUACGGUGAAGACCUCUAGGGUCACUCAGCCUCCGCUGCCGCCCCCUAGGCGCCGGUUCAUCUCGGAAACAGAGCUGGCCGAUGCGUUGCAGGCGUUGCAACAACAGCAAAGGUGUGCAGGAACCAGGAGACCACUGUACAGGUGGGGGAGGAGGAGGAGAAGAAGUGCUGUACAUAGAACGAAAACCCCUGCUCUAUCUCCAAUACGGGAGAGUGGCUUGUCCAAUCCAGCUUCACCAAGUAGACAGACUUGUGCGAUAGCGGGAGCGGCCUGUGUCAGACCCUUCUAACGGCGAAAGUGUUUUGUAUAUUAUAGACAAAAGUACUUCCGGAUGGUACGGUGGAGAUGAAAUCUAGUGUAGAUUUUCUAUCAAAUUACAGGGUAUAUUGGACUUUCAAGAUUAUGACAUUCAUGCUGAAGCUUUUCUAUCCUUUAGCUUGCUUAUGAACGACCUUACAUGGGCGUAGACAUGCAACAAGAUGCUACUUUCAAAAUUCACUCAUCGUAGAUGAUGUAAGUUGAAAAAUUAAGACUAAACGCCAACUCAGAUAGAUAUAUUCUGUCAAUCUGCAUCGAAAUAUGUGAAGUAUGAGUUUUGAGGGAUAUCCCUUGUUAGAUUAUUACAGCUGAGGUGUUUCUGAAAUACUUAUUUGAUCAAAAUAAAUUUAGAGUUCACAGACACUUGUACGGUACUUCUAAUGUCGGUGGACAAGCUUCAAAUGAGUCAGAGGAACAAGUUCUUGUAUUCUGAAAAAAUAUAAGUAAUAGUGCCGGGAUAAUUUUUACAUAAAAAAGGGGCUUUACUUUUUUCAGAAUUCAAAAACUAAUUGUAAUUGGAUAAACAUGAUAUUCGCAACCAUCCUGUACAAAAUAAUAGUGAGCAAAAAGGACACUGUUCCGUCCUAACGAACUAAACUCAGUACCGGGUGCUGUAUAUUAUAGUGAUUUGAUAUAUGCAAUAUUCAUGUAUUUCGUUGGAUAUAGGGUGCUCAAAAAUAUUCUAACUGUAUAUUGUUGUAUACAUUAUAUAUAAGAUCCAUUGAUGCUAUCUAGUAAUGGGAGUAUAAAUAAUCGUACACAAUAUUUUUUAUAACAAUUUUAUUUAUUUUAAAGUUUUAAAUAUUUUCUUUCUGUCAUAUAAAUAUCGUAUCGUUCUUGGUUGUAACGAAAGCUCUAUUAUAAAGACUACGAAUCUCUGAACGAUCUACUUUGAUAAGAUUUUUUAUUUUCUUGCAACAUUCCGUCCGUUCAAGGCUUGAAUCGUACCAUUUUUAAGUGGCCUUCUCUAAGAACCCUAUGGGGUGUCCUUAAAGUUGGGAGUUUUCUUUGCAGAGCGUAUAGAUCAGGCAGUAAGCAGGUUUUGACAGUAGCACAUACACCAAAGCCUUAAAAUAACCGAGAUAAGCUUUCUCAAAACUCGGUGUGAGCCAAGCCCGGACCGUUUUGUGGUACGAUUGAAUUAAUAUCCAAAUCAGGCACCACGCGGUGUGUAGGUUAACCUAGUUUAUUUACAGUGCGUGUUGAAAAUCAGAAAUCGGCACAUUCCUUUAGCAAUAACGAAGUUAUCGAUUCGAUGUUAGCUUACGGCGAGUGUUUCAAAUAUUUUACUGAUACGUCGCGAGUGUCUUCAGAUCGUUCCGAUGUUUCCAUCCAGAGCCCGGUAGUUUUGUUUUCAUCGUGCAAAGGCAGUCGAGGUGAAUACGGUAGAAGAUGUAGAUAGCCCCAAAUGUUGCAAAUUUAGGGAGAAGUUAACAAAUUUAUGUUUUUGAAGAGAAUAUGACGACAACUUCAACAGUAUUUGCGAGCAAAACAAGUGACAGGAUAGUACACGAAAUUUCUGAUCAAAUGAAUAGUGAACACAGUAUUUUUUCUAUUUCUUUUUUAGAUGUUUUCUGUUUUGCCGCGCAUUUGUUAUUUCAAACGUAGUUGUUUCUGAAACUUUCAGGAUACCCUCUAUGGAUUAACUAUAUUCCCACGUACAAUUUAUACUCCUAUUCCAGAUAAAAACCUGCUUUGGUGAAAGUAAUCACCCAAUGCGUUGCCUUCUUUGUACUACUUUAUAUGACGAAAACCCGUGGCAAAAUUUUAUAUUCCGUCAAGAGAUCAAACUUAUGAUGCCGCAAAAAAAGUUGUAUAGAUGUAGUUACAUAUCGAAAAUCAUUUGUCAUAUAAAACCUGUAUGAUUAUUUUUUUGUACGUGCUCAUAUACCGGGUGUUUCAAGUUCGACCCUCACCUUCGAGACACGAAGAAGAGUGACAAGAAGCAAAAUAGCAGUGGCAGUGUACAGGAAAGAGUCAGGCUUUGCCUACAAAAUAAGGACAACGUUUUGAACCUUUGCUAUCAUUUAUCUCUGCUUGUUUAUGAUUAUUAUUGUUAUUAUCGUCAAUAAUAUUUUCAUUGUGUUCAGGUUUCACCAUAGCUUUGUAUCUCCUUAUAAUUUUCAUCCAACAACAAAUUCAUGGCAAACUAAGAAAAUACAUCACUGAUAUUAGAAAUGAAAAGUCCAUUUAAAUGUACAUAAUUCCAAUAUAACAUUUACAUGUUAAAACAAAGUUGGUGAUGGAAGUUAAAAGAAGAAGCUUUAAAUUGAAAAUUUGAGUACACCAUCUUGUAGAGGCGAAUAAGUAACAAUGACAACAUGCAAUUUAUUUCAAAAUCCCAUCUCAAAUAAAGUCAGGAAAAAAUAAAAAUGAUUUUGGGAUAAAUCUAGUAUAUGAAACAAAUGACUAUCUGAUAAUUUCAUUGCCUUCCUAGGAAAUUCUACUUUUUUAAAUAACUAAGGCUUGGCAAUUUCAAUGUAUGACGUAUAUUAUAUUUCUACAUAAGAAUCAUCAUAAACUCAUCUGUGCAAAAAUCCAAUAUGGCGUCCAUAAUAAAAAAUAAAGUUGAUGGAAGACAGAAAACGAAACGUCAUAUUGAAAUUAUAAUUAUUGUGUCAUCUUGUAGAGGAGAAAAAGGGCAAUGUUAAUGUGAGUCAGGAAAAAUUAAAACGAUUCUGAAAAAAAAUUGUUUUUCCUGUCUCUCUCCGGAAGUACAUUGAAUUUCGAACUUCCCAAGCGGUAUUUUGUUAAUUACUUAAAAACGCAACUUUGCACCCAUUUAAGCGACUUCGUAUCUCUUACCCUUUUCGAGAUCCCCAACAGUGAGGGUCGAAUUUGAAGCACCCUCCAUCUGUUAAAAUUAUUAUUUUUCAAACAAUUCACAAGAAAACUUAAGUGGUUCAUACUAUGAGCUACAAUUUUACGCUGUGUGCCAUAAAUGCCACCUCAAUGCCCUAAAUACAAAAUAACUAUUUUCUUACCUUUUGCUAUAUAUUUUAUAUUAGUUGUUUUUGCCAAUAUAUGUGCGUGUAUAAAAUAAUAAUACAGGUUCAGCUGUAGAUACAGGCUUAUUUGUAAAAAUUACUUGUAGAAAAAUCAUCAAUCUGUAUAAUAGUUUUGUUAUUGAAGGAAGUUGGGAGUACCGCAAUCUUUCAGUCCAGUCGCAAGGAAUGAAACUCUAGAAAUAUCAAAACUGUAAUCAAAAACAAUAGGUUGAUCUGUAGACAGCACUGAAAACUACCGCAUAAAACAUUUUCGAAUAUUCCUUGAUAUAAAAUUUUGUCGUUUAACUAUGGAGAGGUUUUUAUAUAAUAUUUUAACAAAUAAAAUGGUUUAUAAAGUUAUAUAAAUGUUUCAUGUGUGCAUUUGACUUGUUAAUAAAGUUUUCGUAACA